UGUUAAAAAACGUCAUACCUAUUUUUUUUCUCUGUACAUAUUCUUACUCGUUAGUACGAGUAAAUUUCUAACUGAAUUCGGUGGAUAAUAGAUUUAGAAUUGUAAUAAAAUAUUAUUUCUGUUAUCCAGUUUUGACUUGGUUAUAGGUAUUUGCUUUUUGUACUUUGACUGUUUCUGAGCUAUGGAAAAUUUACAGAAUACUAAGCUGUGUUUUAAAUCGGUUUGUUUUAUCAAAAACAAAAUUGGAAUGAAACGGUUGACAUAACAGUCAACACUUACCUAGCUACUAAAUAUCCAGUUUGUAAUUGUGAAAUGAAUGCUACUAUUGACCAUUUUUAAUAGAUCAAAUUGUACAAUGGCUGACUCUAUUGUAGAGAAUGAAUCAAGUUGUAUUGAAAAAGAUCAAUUAUCGUGUUCAACAAGCUCAUUACCUCCUGUUAAUCAUGUAUUGACCGAUACAUCUAACUUAGAUGAUAAUUCUAAAUUAUUGAGUAAAGAGUCUCCUAUUAAAUCAGAAAAAUCUAUAAAAGAUGUGGAACAUAUAUCUCCUACUUCUCCAAGUAAUGAAAACAAAAUACACGAUUUUGAAGUUGGUGAUAUUGUUUGGGCUAAAAUUGGAAAAUAUCCAUUUUGGCCUAGCAUAGUCUGUAUUGAUCCAGAAACUAAUAUUCACAUUAAAGGAACACCUCAAAAUAAAAGAAAAUUUUCAUUACACGUACGAUUUUGUAAUGAUCAAGGCAGAAGAAGUUGGGCUAAAAUUGUAGAAAUGUAUAAUGGAAAAGAUAAGUUACUCACAGACCAUCCCAAUUGUUUAGCACUAAUCAAAAAUAGUAAGAAGCAAAUGAUGGUAUGGGAUUCGGCUGUGAAAGAAGCUGAUAAUUGGUUGAAAAUAAAUAGAGAUGAAAGAAUGGAAAGAUUUUCCAAAACAAAUGGUUUGAGUCGUUCCAAAUUAAGUGGUUUAGGUCCAGUCAAAAAGACUUUGGCUCCCAAGACUUCAAUUGCAACAUCUGAUGACAACUCUAACAUCCCUACAGUUGAAGAAUUUUUAGCAAGCAGGAGAGCUAUUGAUCUUGCUGCUCGAGCAAAAUUAUGUGAACCAAGUACGAGUGGUUCUCAAGAGACAAAAUUUAAAGCUAGUACUAGUAAUUCUUCUAUGCCUCAAUGUUAUGUUCAUUUAAAAGAUAUCGCAAAUAAAAGACCCAAAGAAAAACCUAUAGAACUACCAAAAAAUGUUAUGGAACCACCAAAAAAAGCUAUAAAAAGGAAAUAUGUUGAUUUAGAAAAGAAACAGUUAAGGGAAACUUUAAAGAAGAAAAAGGCCAAAAGAGCAUUGCAAGUUAAAAAAUAUGGCUUUUCUUAUUCUUCAUCUGAAUAUGAAAGUACUGAUGAUGAAGCUCUACCCUUAGUACCUUUUAAUCCAAAUCGGAAGGUGUUGCAAUCAAUUAAAUUUGCAGUAGCAAAUUUAGAAUCUGAAGGAAUAAAAAAACUUAAGGAAAAAAGAAUUUUGAUUAAAGCUAUACGACUUGCUGAAAAAACUUCCAAUUCUAAGAAAAUUAAAGAGGAAGAGGAAGAAGAUUAGCAAUAACAAUAUAAUAUAUAUUUGUAAAGAG
Melanaphis sacchari is the source of this 1610-nucleotide messenger RNA. Its product is annotated as histone-lysine N-methyltransferase NSD3-like. The coding region runs from base 317 to 1579 and encodes 420 amino acids. The record is from RefSeq and is a predicted model, not a curated record. NCBI's taxonomy places the organism in Eukaryota, Metazoa, Arthropoda, Insecta, Hemiptera, Aphididae. The transcript has 7 exons.